Molecule: messenger RNA, 892 nt
Organism: Hermetia illucens (black soldier fly)
Lineage: Eukaryota; Metazoa; Arthropoda; Insecta; Diptera; Stratiomyidae
Product: cytochrome b5-like
Exons: 4
Coding region: 339-626 (95 amino acids)
Cellular component (GO): membrane; intracellular membrane-bounded organelle
Molecular function (GO): heme binding
Source: RefSeq, a predicted model, not a curated record
GUAGACGAUUGCGUGCUCGGCAUAACAAAGUGAGUCACUCUUAUGGUUCCCAGCUACUAAUUGCUAUUGCUUAAGCCUCCAAAUUUCGUCCAUGGUCAGCUGAGUGUAAAACUUCCAUAAAAACUAUAAUUUCCAAGGCCAAUCCCCCGUUGCCCGGGACUCCGCUACCGCUAGUGACAUUUCGUGUGGCCGUCGGUAUCUAGUGUGCUAGGGACCAACUUGUUGAUGUUCAGAAGUUCUGGCAGGUCAGAGACGGUUGUCGGUUGUGCGCACUUUUUCCAAAGUUCUCGGUGUAAAUUCUCAUUAGUAUCGGAAAGAAAACAGGAAAACUGCAGAAAAUGAGCGGCCCAAAGUUGAUCACGUUGACCGAAGUGAAGGAACACAACAAACCGGACGAUCUGUGGUGCAUUAUCAACGGGAAAGUCUAUGACCUUUCCAAAUUCCGACACGAGCACCCGGGGGGAUCGGAAGUCCUUGAAGAUGUCGCUGGAAAGGAUGCCACCACGGAAUUCAUCGAGGUCGGACACAGCAAGGAGGCGGAGAAUCAAAUGCAAUCAUAUCUUGUUGGAAAUUUCAGUGCAGAGGAAAAGCGAGACUCAAAGUCCCGGGCAUGCUUGAUAAUGUAGACAAGAUAAAGUAAUACUGCCUUACUGUUAUGCGUUAUGUUUCGUACUAUUCCAGUGCUUGUCGGUUUCUUUUUAUCGAAUAAUUUUUGUUAUGUAAUAUUAAAUCAUAGCUCAAAGCGUAGAAUCUAAGUCCUCGGGAGUAGCCAAAAGUAUUUUAAACGCAUCAAUUUAAUGUCAUGCUGCAUUUUGUCGAUUAGGUUCGUCUCUCAACUUUUCUUUAUUUUAAGAAAAUAUCUAAUAAAGUCUUUUGCUGCUUUUCAAAAUAA